This is a messenger RNA of Ochlerotatus camptorhynchus, 8110 nucleotides long. RefSeq lists its product as uncharacterized. Gene Ontology annotation, molecular function: protein binding. The record is from RefSeq and is a predicted model, not a curated record. NCBI's taxonomy places the organism in Eukaryota, Metazoa, Arthropoda, Insecta, Diptera, Culicidae. The transcript has 16 exons. Gene Ontology annotation, cellular component: plasma membrane. Bases 1605 to 5153 code for a protein of 1182 amino acids.
UUCACUUGGGAUAUCUACUAUUCGUUCGGUCGGUCGGUCGGUCGCUGGUUCGUUCCUCCCUUUGCCAGUGCCUGUGAUGAUGUGCUUUCCGGUUUUCUUUUUGUGAAUGGAAAUAGGCCAUACAAUCCGUGCUCUUUUCUUUUGCAGGUAUACAAAGAGCCCGAGUGAGUGUUGCUUUGAUCCACACGGUGGUGAUUUGGCUGUAACUUGAAACAUAGCAGGCCGGGAUUGUGCCAAAUCGAUUGAUGACCCUCCUGAGAUUGAAGUGAAAAAAGAAAUGUACAUUCCAGCAGGCGUCGGAUUAUCUGUGUAAUGUAUCAAAUCUGAAGAAUAGAUAAGGAAGGAAAGCGAGUGGAAGCCAUAAAAAAAAGUUGGAUCGCGACAAAGUGACGUCAGAUUUGUGUCGGAUAAAGGAGACAAAGUUUGAAAAGAAUGGCAAAGUGAAUGUGUUCGUCGGAGCGUGGCAAGUGGGAAAUGAAUGCUCAAACAGAGGAAGGAAAUCCCAGCUUUGUGUAGCGAGGCAUCUUUUUGUGUGAGAAAGUGAGGGCAAAAAUGUGUGUGCGGUCAGAUAUCCACGCUCUCCACGUGGCAUCUUGAAUGGCUCUGAAUAGCCAUACCGUCCUCGCGAGGUCUGUGCGGUGUCCAUUUGCAUACGUGAAAGUGGGGGGGAAAAACUUCUUUCAAUUCUUGAACAUGCUGAGAAAAGCGAAUGACAUCGAGGAUUAGUACUUGAUAAUGCCGACCUAGUCAGUACAAAUUUCGAAGGAACGUACAUCUUGUCGAAGAAUCCUGCGGUGAAUAUGGACAAAAGCAAACCUGCGUACGUGCUGAAUUUAAAAUUUGUGUUGUUCCAUGCGCCAGUGCUGAGGAUGCUGGAAGAACAUUGUGAGUGAAACGUGAUCGGAACGAAAAUUAAAACUUUCCCGGAUCGUUGUGGAGGUAUAAUCAACUAAUUUGAUUAAAAAAAUAACAGUGCACUACCCAGUAGGCUUUGAGGAUUAUUGCGGUGUCAUAGGUGAUUGUGAUGUUAGUGGUGCUCUUCGUUGAAAUACGCCUACGAUCUUACAACGAGCCACCGUACCCGAACCGUGCACAGGAUAGAAAAAAAAAACACCUUCAAAGCCAUGAGCAUCAAUACCAUUCCUCGCUUGAGUGACUGAACCUUGCUACUAAACCAAUCAGUAUGCUGGCGUCCGUGGUGUUCUAGAAAACUCAAUUUUCCGAUAUUUUCAAGGCUCAAAGGAAAAGUGAGCCAAUGUGCGUGUGAACAUGCCAGUGCGUUGAUAGCUACAACAGUGUAUGUAGUGUGAAGUACCGGAAUCUAGCCAUCUAUCAACGGCUUUAAAAGCCGUCCGGAAAACCGGCACGAAAAAGAGACAAUCUCCAUCUAUCCAGCCACAUCGAUUGUUGGGUGUGAAACUGGCUACGACACGAACAACGACGACGGCUCUGACGACGUCGAUGGUCGUUGAUGGUGCUAGAACGUGAAAGUAGCAGCAGCAGCAGCAGCUUGAAACCGGGACACACGACGACGGACGGAUAAUCGUUUAAGUGGAUUUAUUAUGAUUUAAAUAGAGGAUUAUCAAAGUGAAACGAUAUAAAAGAUGAACAUGAAAGCAAUACACUGCUCACUGAUGGCUGCGUUAGCAUUGAAGCUGGCUGGACUGUGCUAUAGUUGUAAGAUAUCGGAAUAUCCCUGCAAGGGUGGCGCGUUUUGUGUGCCGCUUGAUAAAUUCUGCGACGGGAAGGAUGACUGCGGGGACGGAAGUGACGAACCCAAGAUGUGUACAGUUUGCAACCGAACGUACUACGGCGAUAUAGGACGAACGUAUUCAUUAACGGUGCCACCACCCCAAUGGAGCCGGUUGCCGUUCCUCUGCCAUCUGACGUUUACUGCGUCCGGAAACGAGCAGGGCGACAUUGUUCAGAUCAUCUUCGACAAGUUCACCGUUGGCCGUUUCGACGAGGGCCUCAUCGAUCCGGACAUGGACUCGAGUGACGCCAGCCUAACCAGUGGGGGAGACCUUCCUGGCUGCCCAGAAGGUUUCAUGCAGCUUAGUGAACUGGGUCGUCCAUUCACCGGUGGCUCCUGGUGUGGCAAGGCGUCUGGCCAUCAACUGUACUUUAGCGAAACGGCAACGGUGACAGCAUCUGUCAAGGUAUUCAAGGCACCGAUGCAAGCCGUGACGCCGUUCGAGUUUCGCAUCCGGUACAAAUUCAUAAGUCAAUCAGACGCCAUUGUCAGGUACGGAUCACCGAACGAACUGCUAGAGCUAGGGAAGGUUAGCCCCGGAACGUACUGUACCCGGCAGUACGACGAGUGCUACAGGAAAAGGUGUCGACUUCAGAGUCCAAACUAUCCGGGAAUGUAUCCCAGGAACGUGACCUGCUACUGGACGAUUCGUCAGCGGGUGGUGCCAACCUGCAAGCACGCCAUGGUGGCCAUUAGUCAGGAGAACGAACACAAGGCGCUGGUAAAAAGGUCGAUUGCCAGCUUCAACAAGACGUCUCGUGUUGUUCGGGCGUGGUCCGAUUGUACGGGCGAGCGUGACCAUCUGAUCUUCUACGAUGGGAGUAGCACCAACGAUCCGGUGCUGGCUAAGUACUGUGGAGGCGAUUGGCUGCCCAAGGUGGUAUCCAGGGGUCCGGAGAUGCUGAUUGCGUUCCAUUCGAGUCCGUUUUCGGCCCCGCUGCAGUCCGGCCAGUCCAAUCGGGGCUUCGAGCUGGAUGUGGACAUUCUGUUUGCCGAUUCGGACUCCUACGACUUUGCCCAGGGAAACAAGUGCGAGUUUCACAUCAAUGCGUCCAAUCCAGAUGAGGUGCUAUACUCUCGACGCGGUAGAAUGGGACACUUGUUGAGCCCUCGCCACACACUGCCACCCAACACGACCUGCACCUACUACUUCCACGGUGUUCUAACGGAUCUGGUGUGGAUCUCUUUUACCAGCUAUCACCUGCAGAUACUACAGCCGAGCUCGAGCAGCGAUAAUUCUACAAUUGGAAAGAAUGACGCACCAAUUCCGUGGAUCAACCGUCUCCGUAUCUGGGACAGCAGCGGUACGUACGUCCCGAUUAAAACCACCUCUCCAUCUUCCAUCACAACGUCUUCAACCACUUCGGCGCAAACAUCUCCGUCUUCCUCGUCCUCGGUAGCCUUCGGUAGUAGCCCAAACGCAGCGGGCGUUACGACACCGGUCUUUACCGGAACGAGCACUACGGCGCUGUACCAGCAAAUGAUGAACCGAUCUGUGGGGACGUACUACGGAACGCUAAAUCAACAUGGUAAGAGUCUGCGGAUUAACAUAGACAACGUGUGGAACCCAGUCGAUCAGUACAUCUACGGCCCAACGGUGAACAGUAUCUUCAACCAGCCGCAGGCUCCACACCAUUCGCCGCAGCAGCAUCAUUCCAGUGUGAGUGUUGGAGGAAGCGGUUUGACCAGUGAGAAGGGACUGGUUUACGGGGGUGCUCAACAGGAUAAGCCUUCCAAAGGAAAAGGAUCUAAAGAUGGGUCCCGGCAUGGCAAGGACAAUGAAGUGUUCAAAGAACAUGGAGGUUCCGGAAAAAGGGACAAGUCCUCGCGAAGCAAUCGCCGAAUGGUGGCUGAGUUUUACGAUAAUGAAUCGCCGAAACUAUGUGAUCACGUAUCGCUGGAGAGUAAAGGUAACCGGAUGAGGCCUUGCACUCCACUGGAGAGCUACGUCAGUACCGGAAAUGAUUUGAAAAUUGAAUUCCACACAAUGACGGGAACUUCGCUGUUUCCGUCUAGCUUCGGAAUCAAUUACGAGUUCAUCGAUACGGAGUUGGGAGGUGAACCGUACCUGGAGCAGACUGACGAAGAGGUUCCUCUGCUUUGUUCGAGGGUGUUCCGCAAAAGGAAGGGUGAGUUUCAGUCGCCACGAAAUGUGUUCCUCCAUGGACGGGGUGGUGCGAAGAAUAUCUCCUGUCUGUAUCGGUUUGAAGCAUCCGUUGGAGAGAGGGUUCGUAUUGAGUUGUACAAUGUUUCUUUUGGGGAGUCUGAUUCCUGUAUUACUGAGUCGGAUGGUCACACGGGUAGAGCUCGCUGUGCUCCGUCAGAAACCAAUCUGGAUGGUCGUGUCGGUGAGCUACGGUUAUUCGACGUUCCGCAUAAGGAUGUCAAGAUCCCGCUGGGAUGUUUCUGCGAUAACACCAGCAGUUCGUACAACUCGCCGUUGACGUUCAUCUCAAACACUCGCACGCUGGAAUUGACCUUCGUGGUGACAAAGUUGAACAUCUCAGAGGACUUUGCCGACGUAUACUUCCACGCUUCCUACGACUUUAUCAGAGUUCCAGAGUGCCGAAAACGGUUGUUCUUGAGAGGAUCUGGUGGGGAAGAUGAAGUUAGCUAUCCUCUCCGAUCGCACGAAGCCAGCUGCGACGGGUUGCCAUGGUAUAUCGAGGCUCAACAACAAGACCGUAGUUUGUUCGUACAAACCUGGGGCAGUUCCCUAGCGCUGGAUCCCAUUCAGGAUGAAUUCUCCAAGUGCAAUACCCGCAACAGGCUAAUGGUGUACAGUGGGAAACCACUGAAGCUUAUCCAGGUCAUCUGCCCAUCAGCUCCGUCCAGUAGAGCAACACCGCUGCACAUCUUCUCCGAGGACUGGUUGAGCAAUCAGCCGUUCUUGAGUUCGGAUAGCAGGCCUGUCAGCAUAGUUCUGGAGCCCAUCCACAAAGAAGCCGGCAGCAUCGCCUUCUCGUGGAUGGAGAUCCAACACACGAAGGCAUCUUUAAUUCAGCAGCUCGAGCAGCAGACUAACACGACCGGAAACGAUACGCUGCUGGAGUUUGGACUGUUCCCGAGGGAGUCCGAAUGUGAACACCAGUGUCCCGAGAUCAAUGCUUGUAUAGCCAGCGAUCUGUGGUGUAAUGGUCACCCCAACUGCCCGUCCGGAUUUGACGAGAGCGAACAGGAGUGUGGCAGCCGACUGAUGGAGCUUCCGGGUGGCAUGUUUGCCGCCUUUGGUUGCCUAGCCGCAGCUCUCUGUGCGUGUCUCAUCUUCUGCGUCCUGGCGAUGGUCAAAAAGCGCCGAAAGUCCAAUGAAAAGUUGAAAACGGCGCCCAGCUCCCUGAACGGUACCCUCUCGAAGAAGGAUUAUAAGAAGGAACCACUAUUCUUCGAUCCGGACUCCUGACACGCGCUUCACCCGGUCGAAUACAUCCACGUCGACCGGGAAACGACCGUGUGACAUGUUGUCUACGUCGACAUGGACGACCUGGCGUACUGCUGAACGCCGUUCCCUCGCUCUCCGCCCUGCUGCAGCUCAGGUAGGUCCUAUGAGAAGUGAUUUCUAGGCUAAAAGCAAACACGAUGACCGACGACGGACAGAUUGUACAGCAAAUGACCCGCGCAGUGGAACUAAACUCGCGCAGAUGAAGAAUCUUAUAUGAAACCAAGUAUUACUCUAGGAGAUCUUUUUAAGCGUUUGUAAGAUUUUUAUUCUACAAAAAUCUUGUGAUUCAAUCUCUAAGUUUUCUAUUACACGACUAUUUUUAAUUAGUCUCUACCGGGGAAAAUUGGGGCUGCUCAGCAUGAAACGCAUGGAGGUAGGCUGGGCAGGUGUUGCGAGGAGGAAAAAACUAGCCAAAUAUUUUUUUAAGAAAAGCAAACACGUUACUUAACUGAAAGAACAAACUAUUACUAUUAGCGGAAAUGAUAACUAAAGAAGAAAAUAAUUAAAUUUGUCUACCGGUAGGUUACUUACAAGAUGACAAGACAGAUCACUAUUGAAUAGCUACAUACAUUAACACACAAACAACACUCGUAACAAAUAACACACAGAUAUAGAAGCUGUGAAAAGUGCACUCGUUUAGAUUUUCCGUUGAGCCGUAAAGUAACUGAUAUGAAAUUGGUUCCAAUGUUACCUGUAGACAAAAGAAAGAAUAAGGCUGAGGUUGAAAUGAUUGGAUUGUGGUGGGAGAUUUUCACAGGGUUUGUUAAUCAAGAGACAUCAUGAUGAACCUUUAUAUGAACUAUUUGUUUUCACAUCUACCGAAAAUUUUAGCCAAAGAUUGAAUGAUUUGAUAUUUGGAAUUGACAUAAUGCAAUUUUAUUGAUAACCCAUGGGAAAUGUGGCUGUCUGGUCAAACAUACAAAACGAGUUGGCUGGACGCUGGUCGCUGAAAGAGUGAUAAGCUGAACUGCUUUUUCAAUGCAAUGGUCAUAGGGAUUUUCAGAGGCAAAAAACCUCUGGUCACGUCUUUUUUCGAAAGAGAAAAAAAAUUAGUUGUUCCCAGCCCAUCUUUUGAUCGGUUCGAUCUCGUCAAAAAGUCAGAUGGGGAGUCACUUCACUGGUUUCGGUUUGGCAUCUACGUGGCGUUCCACUCCCAACCACUUUGAAUUUUCCAGCUCAUAUACAAAUAAUAUUUCAAAAUUCUAUUGCUUAUAUUAAUCCUACACCCAACCGGGAAAUGUAAGAUUUGUAUGAAUUUGCCAUGUUUAGGAACAUGAUCAGAUUCUAUAAUGUGGUAACUGGAAGGUUUUUAAAAUAUUUUUUUUUAUUUUUAUGUGAGCUUAUUUUUCGAACAAAGUGUGUUUCCCCAAUUCCAUUCCGUCUAGAAAAUCAUCUCGUGAAGGUUUUGUACAUAAACAUUAUGGAAAUACUUGCUUGCACGCUGCAGUUCAUUGCAAUAUCUGCCAUAAUAUUUGUUGUACUAAACAUUUGCAGAGAAUGUAAUAAAUCCAUCUUGCGUUGGAUGUUACAGAAAUUUGAUUUGCGUGUACCGAACCAAAUGCCGGCAAAUUCUACCAUCACAAUUUAGCAUUUCAACCUCCGAAAUAAUGAACUCCUUCUCUGUAAAUAGAUUAAUUGUACAACACGUGUAAAUACUAGUCAAAACAAAGAAAUUAAAUCCAAUCCUAGCAAUCAAAAUGGACGGAACUGUGUGUAUGACUGUGACCAACCGGUUGCAUACGUCCUUAAAGAAAACGAAUUCCAAAAGCUUAACAAAACUGAAGGAUUCUUUUUUAAGUUUGAUAUAGUUCACUAGCCUUCUCACAAACAAACCCAUACACACACGCACGUCGUGAAUUGAGAAAUUUCUACCCAUAAAUAAGAUUAAAAGGAAAAACUUAAAACGACAAAGCGUUCGAUCUGGUAGAAGCAAAUUGCUCACGGUUGAAAUAGUGUAAAUUUUGAAGAUGAGUAAAGUUUAAAUAUUUUUCUACUACCAAUAAAUGCAUCGGAAAAAUAAGGAUGGGAUAACUUACACCGGUUACAGUGAAAUAUGUACUCAAGUGUGUGAAAUUGUUGACAAGACCAAAAAACAAUUCCUUAUCCUCAAAAAAAAAACACAAAACAAAAAAGAAACGCCAAAGUCAAAAGCCGAUUCGCGAUAGAGGUUGAUAUGAGAUUGAAAGGGUGAGAAAAUAAAUAAUUAAAAGAAAAUAAAUUGUAAGAGAUCGAAACUACUGCACAGAAUCUUUUCAGGCACAAAACAUAAACAAAAUAAAAAUGCAACCUACGAAAAAAAAACAACAACAUAAGAAAAGUAAAAAACAAAUAAAACUAAACUAACUGAUAUUGAAAUUGUAACUGAGCAACCAAGAUAGAGAAUUAAAAACGGAGAAAUUAGUUGCGAAUAGGUGGUCGGAAGCCACAAAAACCAACUGCAAAACAAAGAAUAGAACAAAUAAAAAAUUAAAACAAUAGGUUCCGGCUCUUACAGGAAUGCAGCGGAAGGUGAAAGAAAAGAGGAAACCUGUUUAACUCCCCAAUAUUUCCGUUCCCUUCUUCGCCUUCGGGGCGAGGAUACUCAAUCAUUAGUUAUCUGCAAUUCGAAUGAUAGUUACUAAAGCGAAUUUAUUCCAUUGUGAAACAAGUCAAGAACACUGCUGGAUAUUACAGUGGAUGCUUAGGAUUAACUUACCUUCUAUGAAUAGUGCCAUAUAUUUCAAUUCGAUUGUUUCCUAGUGUCAAGGGAUGAGAAAAAAAACUACCGCAAAAUUGGUAAACGGUUCGGUUAAAUAUUUGAAUUAUACUGCCAUUUAGUGAACUACGGAACUGUUUUGUUUGAUACGUUAUCUUUUUGCUCUUUAUUGAUGACGGAAAAUGCAUACACACUGUCAAAAAUAAUGCAAGGUGCCGAGGAG